AUGGCCACAACACCUUCUAUGGAUGAAUACCGACAAAUACUCAAAUCACGAGAUGAACAUGUUCGAGAAUCAUGGAUAAAAGCAAUGGAAGCUAGAUUGGUCAGAGAAGAAUUACAAAAGUGCUACAGAGGAGAAGGUGUAAACCAUUUACAAAACUGUAAAGUGUUGGCGGAGAAAUAUGCUGGUAUGAUUAGGGAUAACAAGGUCAAGGGCUACAAGCAAAUCGAUACCGAGAUGCCUUAA
Kwoniella shivajii is the source of this 243-nucleotide messenger RNA. RefSeq lists its product as uncharacterized. Bases 1 to 243 code for a protein of 80 amino acids. The record is from RefSeq and is a predicted model, not a curated record. Lineage: Eukaryota; Fungi; Basidiomycota; Tremellomycetes; Tremellales; Cryptococcaceae. The transcript has 3 exons.